Physcomitrium patens is the source of this 1900-nucleotide messenger RNA. RefSeq lists its product as uncharacterized. The record is from RefSeq and is a predicted model, not a curated record. Gene Ontology annotation, biological process: negative regulation of ubiquitin protein ligase activity; regulation of nuclear division. Gene Ontology annotation, cellular component: nucleus. Lineage: Eukaryota; Viridiplantae; Streptophyta; Bryopsida; Funariales; Funariaceae.
CCCUGGUUCGAGUGACGAGAACGCGAGUGGCUGUGGCGAUGAGGCUCCAUUCUCGAGAGAGCCGAGGUAGGGGCUGCUCCUGAGGGCGAGAGUCACCUGGUUGCGGAAUGUUUCUGCGCUGCGUGGGAAUGUGAGUGAGUGCGUGUUUCCGGACUCGCGAGGAGGAGUGAUGCGGUGGUUUGCAGCGCGGCCUUGCGAUUCCUGAAGGUGCUGCAGGCUGCAGUCGUGUCUAGGGUUGCUGUUUUUGGUAGCUAGUUGGUGCACUUUGGCUCCAUUGCUACUUGCAUUGAACCUUUGGCUAUGCUCUGGCGCACAGCCAAGCUGCCUAAUGUUAAGUAGUGGUUUGGCGCGUGGAGAUUGAGUCGGUGUGAGCUGCUGACUUGAGUGACGGAUGCUUUGUUACCUGUCAGCUUUGGUAUCAAGCAGUUUUCGCUUGUGUCAAGUCUGGAGAAUGCUAGAGUUAGCUUGUGUGUGUGUGUUUCUGUAUUGAGUAUAAUUUGAGAACAUACCUGGCGUUUCUCUAACACCUCGUACCGGCGUUUGCCUUACACAUCAGUUUUUUUUUCCUUCCCUCUGUAAGCUCUGCAUUGUAGCUGAUGUAGAUUUCGAGUAUUACACUGCCAAUCAUUAUUGGUGACACGACUUAGUCACCGAGUUUGUUCUCGCGAAUCGAGUAGUAGAAGUUGCCACUUUUUAUUUCCACUUUCUGUUGCCACUGUGUAUAGUACUGAUAUCAAGUUGAAGAAAUCAUGAGGAGGGGUAAUCUCAUUGAGCGGAAUCGUGACCACCGCGAGUUCGGGAUGCAACAACCCAUCGCAUCUCUGGAGACAGGAAUUCUGGAGCAAAGUCCAGUGUCAAGGAAUUUUGGUAUGACCACUCGCAAACUCCGGUUCACUAGUUCAUUCAGCAGGGGAAGUCCAGCAGAAGUCACCGUGGAGGGUAUCUGCUCUCGAGUAUAUGGAGAUCACAGCACGUUGCAGAGAGCACUUUCAGAAGAUUUGAAGCUCGUAUUAUCUGAGAGAGAAUCAAAUCGAAGGGCUCCCCUAAGAAAUUCCAACGGCAUGCAAGAGAGUAUUGCAAACAUGGCCGGUGCUAGAGAUUACGUAUUGCGAACUUUGCAGAGUAGUUUGUACUCGACAUUGCCUGCGAAGGAGGGACCGAAGGUAACGCUGGAGAUCUACGAAGAUCCCCCUGAGGGAGUCGUAAGUGCUCACAGCUUGAUGAAUGAGUCUGAAUUGGAUUUUUCUUCUCCUGUCCUGCGGAAGAUAGCACCUGGAGUAGAUAUGAAAGAACCAUGUGAGGGUCUUGGCAAGGAUGAUCGUGGUAAGGAGAAUCGGGAUCCCAACGGCAACUGGGAUGGCAGGAAGAGCUCCAGUCCCUUGCCUGAGUGGUAUACUAGAAAACCCCUGCAAGACAUCACCAAUGUACUCGCCGCUGUACAGGGCGACGAGCAACACCCAAAACUUAAAGAGAAAGUAAAGAAGAAAGCGAUCUCCGCAGUGGCCCCUUCAUUCUCAACACUUGCUGAGCCUCCAACAAAGAGGAAAGAUUCAUUAAUUACUCAGUCUAAGUGCUCCACCUUCGCAACUCCAAAGCAGUUUUCCAAUCUUGGGAAGAAUUUCCGAUAACCUUCAUUUUUUCGUCCCGAAGUCCAUUUAUUGUAUUUGUUACACUCUCAAACACCGAAUGAAACUGUGUGCGGAUAUUCACUUCCCGUAUCAUAUCAGGAUGCAGGUGAGGGAUGUGCUCUUGAUCGAUGCCUCUUCCUUCCUGCUAGUUGGUUCGGAGGCUUGUUUAGACUUCGUACGUUUGUACCCACAUCCAACUUUGGCAUUCAUUCACGUCGAUGUUGUCCAUAUCAAUAAAGCCAACUGCGUACCACUUAAGCAGCUUCAAACUG